Molecule: messenger RNA, 2237 nt
Organism: Sinocyclocheilus anshuiensis
Lineage: Eukaryota; Metazoa; Chordata; Actinopteri; Cypriniformes; Cyprinidae
Product: serine/threonine-protein phosphatase 2A 56 kDa regulatory subunit gamma isoform
Exons: 11
Coding region: 212-1504 (430 amino acids)
Biological process (GO): signal transduction; protein dephosphorylation
Cellular component (GO): protein phosphatase type 2A complex; nucleus; cytosol
Molecular function (GO): protein phosphatase activator activity
Source: RefSeq, a predicted model, not a curated record
GCCUGCGCUCUGCUGAUGUCACGGCUCCUGUGUGCAGUGGACCAAUGGGCUCGCAGCUCCCGCUGACAUCAGCCAGCAGUCGGUUCCUCCAGCACACAGCUUCGUUUUCUGCUCAGCUUCUGUGUUUAAAUGGAGGCUGCUCUGGCGCUGUAGGAGUGUUUUCUGUGUUUUCGCUGCGCCGCGCGCUGACAUGCAGCUCGUCUGAGGCAGGAUGGUGCUAGACGCUCCUAAUCCCAACGGGCCGUUCCCGCCUGUGGCUCUAAUGCACUUCAGAGAUGUGGCUCCGGCCGAGCAGGAGAAGCUCUUCAUCCAGAAGCUGCGUCAGUGCUGCGUUCUGUUCGACUUUCUGUCCGAUCCGCUCAGCGACCUGAAAUGGAAGGAGGUGAAGCGGGCGGCGCUGAGCGAGAUGGUGGAGUACAUCAACCACAAUCGCAAUGUCAUCACGGAGCCCAUUUACCCGGAGGUGGUGCACAUGUUUGCAGUGAACCUGUUCAGGGGUCUGCCGCCUUCAUCGAACCCGACGGGAGCAGAGUUCGACCCGGAGGAGGAUGAACCCACUCUGGAAGCAGCCUGGCCUCAUCUGCAGCUGGUGUACGAGUUUUUCCUGCGGUUUCUCGAGUCGCCCGACUUUCAGCCGAAUAUUGCCAAGAAAUACAUCGACCAGAAAUUUGUGAUGCAGCUUCUGGAGUUGUUUGACAGUGAAGAUCCACGAGAGAGAGAUUUCCUGAAAACCACCCUGCAUCGAAUAUAUGGAAAGUUUCUCGGGCUGCGCGCUUACAUUAGAAAGCAAAUUAAUAACAUAUUUUACAGGAUAAAGACUCACAGUCCGAAGGAGGUGAUGUUCCUCAACGAGCUGGAGGAGAUCCUGGACGUGAUCGAGCCGUCUGAGUUCGUGAAGGUCAUGGAGCCGCUCUUCCGUCAGCUGGCCAAGUGUGUGUCCAGUCCGCACUUCCAGGUGGCGGAGAGAGCGCUUUAUUACUGGAAUAACGAGUACAUCAUGAGUCUCAUCAGCGACAACGCAGCCAAGAUCUUACCCAUCAUGUUCCCUGCGCUUUACCGCAACUCCAAGAGCCACUGGAACAAGACCAUUCACGGCUUGAUCUAUAACGCACUGAAGCUCUUCAUGGAGAUGAACCAGAAGCUGUUUGACGACUGCACACAACAGUUCAGAGCCGAGAAGAACAAAGAGAAGGCCAGGCUGAAGGAGAGAGAGGAGGCCUGGAUGAAGAUCUCGAGUCUGGCCAAGUCAAACCCGCAGUACGUUUUGUGUGUUGAUCCGUCUGGACUAAACAGUCCUGUAGAAAUGGAGACUGAUGGUCCCUUUAUAGAAGAUGUUCAGAUGUUAAAAAACACAGUGCAGGCCAGAGCCCUUCAGAUGUCGAGGGAGCAGAGGAAGGAGCGGCCGCUCGUCAGGCGUAAAUCGGAUCUUCCUCAGGACUCCUUCACCACCAAAGCCUUGGAGACACACCGGCGCACCGAAGACAUGCUGACCAACCACGACUAGCUCAGGUGUUCGUUUGGAGGCUCCACAUCUCCGGGGUUUUCUUGACUCUCUCUCUUCCUGUGGUCCGGACGCUCGCCGCUGCGUGAUUGAGCACACGGCUGGAGCGGAGCGGAAAGCUUUCUUUGUGUUUCACAUGUGUGUUUAUUUUCAGGGACGGUUGCCAGUACCAAUACGGUCAUGCUGAUUAGCUUCCAUAGUUUUAUUUCUCUGUUUAUUGCUUCAGCUAAUGUGGUGUUUCAGACUAAAGCACGUCUGUCACGUGUUCUCUCUGUGUGUCGCUCAGAUCGGAUGGCUUGGUUAGUUCACUUCUGUGCCAUAGACAGUUUGGUUGAACGUGGUGUCUCCGCUCGUUGUGCUGUUUCACUGGUUCAAACAAUGGUACGGUUUCUCCAUCGGAUCGACGGCUGAAUGUCGCCAACAUUCCCGGAUCAGUUCAUCCGACACGGAGCUCUGGGAUCCGAUAGGAAGCUCUUCUGAUCUCAGACUCUCCAGAAGGACCUCAGUGCCUUCCAGCGGCGGAGACGAGGGCCUUCGGUCCGUUCGGAUGAAUCCAGAUCCAAACGCAGCGGUGUGACGCCGACGCUUCGAUUGUUCAUUUCCAUCCGGAUGCUUUCCUGUUAUUUUAUUGAACUACCUAGAAGCACUUCCUGAAAACUUGAAAACUCUACUGAGUGUGUGUGAGUGUGUGUGUGUGUGAGUGUGUGUGUGUGUGUGUCUGUGUGUGUCUGUGUGU